GUCGAUACAAGCGUAGAAGCCGCGGAGAGAGAGACCGGAGGCUUAGAAAGGACUCGACUUAUAUUCCACCAAGCGUUGAUGAUCUCGAGCCAUCACCAGACCAAUUCUCUUCCCAAGAAAACUGAAGCGACAAUCUUCAACCGCACCUCAAUGGGUUUGUGUUUAACAAGACCUCUGGCAAACUUGCAACAUUGGCUUCGGCGUUCACCGACGAAAGGCAACACGCAUUUACGCCACUCGGCUGCAAUGUAAAUGGAUGUUUAAAAAUACAUGCGCUUGCGCAGAAGACAUGGCCAGAAGAGAACUGGCAAACGAUGUUCGCGCGAUGGCCAUCGGCAAAAGAAAAACGGGAAUGGAGGUUGGAAUGACGAGUGCAGCGAUGCCAUGCGUACAGGAGUGCGGUUCCGGCUCUGUGAAUCGUAGAUUUUUCCUACCCAUACCCGAGACGUGGCCAGGAUUUUGAGACUGCUGCGGUGAGAAGAUCAACGUGGAUUUUUUUUAUAGAUGACUAAUUUAUUGGAAAUUUAGUUUAAAAAAAAAAGAUUAAACUGCCAGAUUGGUCGCCUUGUGAGCAAGCCCAAAAGUAAACCAACUCUUGUGAAGUUUUUACGGACUCUGCAAGCCCACUCUCUCAAGGAUUCUCUCCGUUACGAAGCAACGAUAACUCGCUGCGUAAUUCGCCAGGCUUGGCUCGCAAAGUGUGGCUCCUCCCACCUGGUCCCAAGACGUCUCGCCAGCGUGGAAGUAGGAGGCCAAAAUACCUUCUGGUGGGGUCCUCUCGUGCCCCCUUGGAUUGGAGACCCUUCUGUCAGCGGUGGCGUGUGCGGAAUAAUUGCAGGGCUGCACCUUUCAUUUCCGUCCAUGUUCAAUGAGGACACUUGUCUGCACGAGUAAUGUUUGCGCCGGGCCUCCCAUCGGCCAACGACAGUAACUCCGACGAUUAGCACAUUUGGCUACGUGCGAGAAGAAGUACAACACAUUCAGCUUGCCGAUCUUCAUUAUCAUCAUCGCUUAAUGUCCAUACCACCCCGUCUAUACGGCACAUCUUGACGUGCCAGACCCAAGGGACGUUUGAGAUCAUUACUCGGCAAGGAAGUAGCGAUCGCAGGUCAAAUACGAUGUUCAUAAACGAUACAAGUUAGACGGAACACCCAACGAUUGCCAUCACGUGACCCGGUUGGACCAAUCGGAGGCAGGCUGGCUGACCUCGGAUCCGAAAGAAAGCAUUGCUGGAAGGUGAAGGGAAAUAUCGACAAGCUGCGGAAUUUUGAGUAACGCCACAAUUUGUGAAAUAUCCGAUAUUUUGAGAUUGGCGGAUUUUCAAGAGCAGCAGCUUUUUGGGGGAAACGAACGGUGAAAUUUGUCGUGAACCUUUGGGAUUUUGGCGAACAGCGGGUAUAUCCGCAGGUGGCAAUUUUUUUUGAAGAACAGCUGAUUUUGGAGUUCAGCGGAAAAUUUGUGGGGAAUCGAACGGAGGACUUUUUGCAAGAACGGCAGAAUAUUAGCGAACGGAUUUUUUUCGGUGGAUUUUGGUGGUUGGUGGGGUGGCGACGGCGACGCACCACGGAGUUUGGGGGAUUUCCGCCGGAGAUUGACGUCGGCCAUGGCGGAGCACGCGGACCUGAUGGCCGAGCUGACGUCGGUGGAGCGGAUGAGUGCCCAGGAGCGACUGCGCCACGCGCAGAAGCGCCGUGCGCAGCAGCUGAAGCGAUGGACGCAGCACGAGAAGGAGGAGCAGCACGGCAAGCGGAAAAAGAAGAGAGCGGGCGGCAAAGGGGGAGGAGAAGGAGGUUCGGGAGAUGCAAAGACGGGUUUGGCCGGGACGUCCGGUAAAGCAUCGCCCCAGAAAGGCGUGCGUUUUACUCCCAACAUCACCCUGUUGGAGGCUGCAGCACGGAACGACGUCGCUGAAGUGAAACAGAUUCUGGAGACCCGAGUUAACCCCGACCUCUGCAAUGAAGAUGGACUCACCGCCCUCCACCAGUGCUGCAUCGAUGACUUCGAGGAGGUGCUCAAGCUGUUGCUGGCGUUCGGCGCCAGCGUCAACGCUGUGGACAGCGAGCUGUGGACGCCCCUGCACGCGGCCGCCACCUGUGGCCACCUGCACCUCGCCCGGCAGCUCGUCGAGCAUGGCGCGGAUCUGCUGGCCGUGAACGCCGACGGGAACAUGCCCUACGACAUCUGCGAGGAUGAGGUCACCCUCGACUACAUAGAGACUGCCAUGGCCUCCAAAGGCAUCACCCAGGAAACCAUCAACAGCAAGCGCUGCGCCACCGAGCUGAGCAUGAUCCACGACAUACAGGAAGUGUCACGCAGCGGAGAGAACCUGGACGGACGCGACGAGCACGGGGCCACGCUGCUGCACAUAGCGGCGGCGCACGGCUACCUGCGUGCCGCGGAGCUGCUGCUGGAGCUGGGGGUGAGCGUGGAGUGCAAGGACCGCGACGGCUGGGAGCCACUGCACGCAGCCGCGUGCUGGGGUCAGCUGGAAAUGGCCGAGGUGCUGGUGUCUCACGGAGCGAGCUUCGAUGCCAAGACCUACCAAGACGAGACACCGGUUGACCUGUGCGAGGACGACGACAUGCGGCAGAGGCUAGUGGACCUGAAGAUGAAGAGGGACGCCAUCAUGAGGACUCAGGGCCACGCGAGGUCCUCGCUGCAGAGGAAGACUUCCAGCGUUGGCAGCCGGGGCAAGGUGAGCCGCCGCGUGAGCGUCAACGAACGCAGCGACCUCUACCGGCGCGAGCACCGCGAGGAGGCCACCCUGUGGAUGAAGUUGGACAGCGCCGGGGUCGGUGCGCGGGCGGCGGCGGCGGCCGACGACGACGACGACGCAGACGGCGCCGGGCCGCAGGCCGGACAGAGAGCGCGGCAGAACGGGGGACUCGCCGAGGCCCCUAGCCGCAACGCCGCUCCGCACAAAUCCGGCAGAGCCCCCAAACCGCCGCACCAAGCAGCUUCCGUGUGCUCCCCGCGGGCCUCCGGGCAGCCGCACGCCACCGCCUCCACGUCGUCGGCUGCGGCGGUGACGGUGGCGGUGACGGCGGCGGUGGCGGCGGCGGCCGCGGUGGCAACCGGCGCCGCCCGCGUCCCGGCGUUCCUGGACGACGCCGUCGCGGUCGCCGCCGCCGCCGAACCCGCGGCGCUCCACCGCACGCCGUCGUACGUCGACACGCUGCGCAGGCGCGCCGGCAACUCUGGGCUGGCCCAUCACUCCACGUCGUCGCUGCACCACCACCACCACCAUCACCACCACCAUCAGCACCAGCAACAGCAGCACGAACAGGAAUCGUCCGCCUCCGACGGUCACCUGACCAACCUCUCGUCGCCCGACGAAGUGAAACUUUCGUCGGGCUCUCCGACGCCGCCCGCUAGCCUCUCCCCUCCUCCCCCGGCUGGCGGCGGCGGCAGCGUCGGCGAUGCAACCGGGGUGGAGGCGGAGCCGGCCAUGAGCCGGGCUCGCUCUCGGCAGACGCUCGCCGAGCUCAAGCGGCAGCGUGCGGCGGCGAUGCUGCGCGGGAGGGCGCUCUCCCUCGAGGGGCUCGCCCUCUCGCUGCUGCCGUCCGCUGCCGGCAGAACGUUGGCCGUCAACGGGGGACUGCCCGUCGUUCCGGAGGAGGCGUCGGCCGCAGGAGGGCGAGGAGGAGGAGGAGUGGCGCCGCGUCCCGCCGCAGUCGUACACUUCGUUGACGGCGACGCCGCCGCAGUACGACCCGCCUCUCAUCAAGUUCCGCUCGAUGAACUCGCUGGACAUCGUCGGAGAGGCGAGGAACACGCGGUGCUGCGUCGUGAUGUGAUGACGGAUGUGGCGAUGACGACUGCGACCGAUAACACCCGGAUUUGUCCCGUGGCCCCUUGCCAGCAGAGAGCAAGCCUUCCGCGCUCGCACGCGUUGGCCUCAAAGUGCACACUCGCAAGGCGCUUGCAUCGUGGUGACAUCUCCGCCACCUGGUGGCGAAUAGGGGAUAAUUGGCAGUAGCAGCCACGGUAUUGAAGUCGCAUGUAUGUAUGUAUGUUGUUUGUUUCCUGGCCGACUGGUGUUUUUCGGGCCGUUUGGGCCUCGGUUCGGCAACCGUAAUAUAAUAUAAAAAAAAACGUCCAAAAAGUCUUAAGCAUGCUGUGAAAACCCUAACUGGAGGAACACAAAAGUCACAAACCUGAAGGAGCCAAGAGGUUUUGAAAUGGAAGUCCUGUUGGCUUUGUAAUUUGAACGACCGCUUUGCAAACGGUUGCGUUUUAUACUGUAAUUCAAAGUGGUACCUUGUGAGCUCGACAUUGCAAUAUCGUUAUUUUCUAACGGUUUGAUUUUGCUUUUUAUUUAUGAUCGUUAACUCGGACGGAGCCUGCAAAUGUGCGAUAUUUCUUAAUUUUCAUCGUCUCCAAAUGCGGUUGCAAUCGAACACUUUCGUAAUCCUUGUUCGUGUUGUCGUGCUAUCAACGAUGGAACCUUUCCCACCGCAGACAAACUAUUUAGCGGGAUGUUUUGUCCUCACGUAAGAAACUGUUGCGGUCCUUUCCCGUACAAAAUAGUAGAACCAGAAAACCCCGAACUUAGACGUCACAUUUAUUUUCGACAGCCCAGCGCGCGCACCCUCGAGCGAUUACUUCCUCUCGAAGUAAUCUCGCGACUCGAUCAAAUCGCCGGCGACUGCUUUUUCCGCACCCGGGGUGAGCAGCCGCGCGGCGAGCGAACUGAAACGGAGCGUUCAGGAUCGCAGCUUGCAGCGCGUAACGAAACCCGUCGGUCCCAUCUCCACUGAGGGCAAAGCCGGUUUGCGCAGGUUGCUUGCAACUCGUUGCAAGAGACGUCCAUGUACAAACGAUUUGGGUUGUGCGCAUCCAGGUUGCGCAACGGAUCGCUUGGGUGCGGAGGUGUACGACGUGGCGUUGGUUUUCGCGGUUGUGUGUUUUUGGGUUGUACCGCGUGUUAAGGGGCGCCACGGUGGCUAGGAGAUGUUAACUACCUCGCCUGGUAUACAGGACGUCGUGGGUUUGAUCCCGACCCUGACGCCUGGGUAUAUUUGGAGUUUGCGUGUCUCUCUCCCCGUGGUCGCGUGGAUUUCUCUCCUGGUCCUCCGUUUUUUUCCCCUCCACAUUUAGGAUCAACGUCACGCGUUUAAGAGUAUUUGGCCAAUUUCCUUUGUGGCCAGGUCGCUUCUGAAAAAGAGCCACAUAGCUCAGUGGGGCCCUCCCGGAGAAAAACAAUCCACCCGGUAUUAACCAGGGCGGCGGCCGCUGGGUUCGAAACCGCGAGACCUCUGUGACCUUUGCGACCUCUGCGACAAGCGGGCGAACUCGCUCUCGCUAGCUGCCGCCGGGCCCCGUCGUUGCUGCCCGCCACCCCCUCCCAACGUGAACCGCUCCACGCGCUCGAAGCUCCUUCAAGAGAGGGUGAACGCCUCGUAUCCCGAUCGAGCUGCCAGCGUGCGGAGCGUGCGGAGCGAAACGUCGGACAACGCGCGGUACAACCCCUCCGAGCUGCGAUGGAGGGUCAGUUCGCUUCUACUGUGAAGUUGCGAACGCGCAUCGUGGCAAGAUAUCCAUAAAACAGUUUUAACACGUAGUAGUACGGCUUUCGCGACCAAUAUUAUAUCCAUAGAAAAGUUUUUUUUGGGUUAGACCGCCACCACCUGUGAAAAAGCACAUUCCUGCGGAGGGAGCUGGUAGGAACGUUGGGUUGCUCGUUCAAUGGCCAGGGUCAACGGCGGCGUGGUGUAUUCCGCAAAUAUGCCUGAUUGUGAGGGCGAGCACAAUCCGGCGUGAGUUGGUUAAACGUUGAGUUUUAUAAGGGCACCACGGGGUGACCAGCCCCUCCCCACCCAGCCCCUCCCCACCCUCCCCUCCUCACCCAGCCCCACCCUCCUUACCCAGCCCCUCCCAACCCUCCCCUCUCCACCCAGCCCCACCCCUCCCAUUUUUGGAUGCACGACGGACGGACACAAUAAUCCCCUGUGGGCUGGUGGAACCAGGAGGUUCCUACCAGUAAAAGGUGCCAAUUAGUUACUGCUUCAGCACUAACCUGUCUGUUGGGGACUAAACCCACAACAUUUACUAUUCGAGUUUGACAUUUCGCUGGUGAUUACAACCAACCUCAUCGGCGAAACGGGGGACUUCUUCGUAGUUCUCACUAAUCGGUUUAACGACGCAUUUAUAUUUACCCGAUCUAACCCAAAACAACUUUUAUUAUGGAUAUCCAGAAACACCGAGUGACCAAUAAGCAAAUAUCCCUGAAAUCUGACACGGCGAAUGUAGCAUUUAGCAACUCCAAAGAGUUGGAACAGAGUUCGCUAAACCUUUUAGAUGGUUCUCGAAGGUCGAUUGUCUCUCGCUCUCUGCGCCGCGCCGUCAAAGAUAAUCAUCUCAACGUGAAGCGUUUACCCACGAAGGCCUCGCUGAUUCUCCGUCCUCUCGUUAUUGGGUGAU
Messenger RNA from Lethenteron reissneri (Far Eastern brook lamprey), 6423 nucleotides. RefSeq names its product protein phosphatase 1 regulatory subunit 16A-like. Gene Ontology annotation, cellular component: cytoplasm. Gene Ontology annotation, molecular function: protein binding; enzyme inhibitor activity; myosin phosphatase regulator activity. The record is from RefSeq and is a predicted model, not a curated record. Lineage: Eukaryota; Metazoa; Chordata; Hyperoartia; Petromyzontiformes; Petromyzontidae.